This is a messenger RNA of Aphidius gifuensis, 546 nucleotides long. Its product is annotated as serine protease inhibitor-like. Bases 1 to 546 code for a protein of 181 amino acids. Gene Ontology annotation, biological process: negative regulation of endopeptidase activity. The transcript has 4 exons. The record is from RefSeq and is a predicted model, not a curated record. Lineage: Eukaryota; Metazoa; Arthropoda; Insecta; Hymenoptera; Braconidae. Gene Ontology annotation, molecular function: serine-type endopeptidase inhibitor activity.
AUGGUAACAUGGAUACCAGGAUUUAUUGAUCAUGGUGGUAUUGCAACACAAGAUUGUUAUAAAAUUGAUAUGAAUACCUAUCUUCUUCUCAUCAAUGCAUUAUAUUUCAAAGGAAUGUGGAAACAUAGUUUCGAUAAAAAUAAAACAUUCGACAAAAGUUUCUAUGUUGAUAACAAUACUCCGAAAAACGUUCCAACUAUGCAAGUAACUUCUGAAAUAUUUUAUAAAAGCCAUGAAGGACUUGGUGCUGAAAUUGUUCGGCUUCCUUAUCAGAUGGGAAUUAAAGAUGCAUUUACAUCCAAAGCCAAUUUCCAUGGAAUCACUGAACAAAAUGACAUUUCUAUCAGUAAAGUUAUACAACAAGCAUUCAUCGAAGUAAAUGAGGAUGGCACUAAAGCUGCUGCUGCAACACAUAUGGGUAUUAUGCCCUUGUCAGCGUAUGGAGGUCCUCUUGACAUACAUGUAAAUCGUCCGUUUCUUUUUCUUUUGGCAACCGAACGUGUUAUUCUUUUUACAGGAUAUGUCAACGACCCAACUACAAAAUAA